Molecule: messenger RNA, 2397 nt
Organism: Paraphaeosphaeria sporulosa
Lineage: Eukaryota; Fungi; Ascomycota; Dothideomycetes; Pleosporales; Didymosphaeriaceae
Exons: 2
Coding region: 166-2226 (686 amino acids)
Molecular function (GO): NADH dehydrogenase activity; calcium ion binding
Source: RefSeq, a predicted model, not a curated record
UCCCGAUUCCACUAUAUCCGACAGGCCUUCCUACCACCACUCCUCCGUUCGUUCUGCGCACCUCAGAAUAUAUACUACUGUACCUAGUCCGCAGCCACUUCCUCAAUUGACACCAAACGUGGCCUUGUCAUCGCGCCAACCGCAAGCCCGUCGCUGUCUUGAGCUAUGCUCGCCCGGCAGGCCGGAGCUCUGUCGCGAGCGUCGCACAACUCUCUACGAGCCUCAAUAAUAAGCCGAAGUGUUCCGAGAGCGACCAAUCUUCAGAUCAGGGCCUCCUUCAGCAAUGGCGGGCCCGCGACAUUCCGCAGGCGACCGCAGCUUGCCGCGAACCUACAGAAAGCGCGUCUGAAUCAGCACCGCUCCCCCAUACUACGAUCCGUAUCCACGAAGCCUCUUCCGUCGCCACAGUCGCGUCUGGUCCGAUUCGCAUGGAGAUCAGCGGCGGCAUUGGGAUUGUUCGUCGCUAUGAGCGGCGCGCUCGUCGUCGCAUUGUUCGUCUACGACGCGUCCACAUACAAGGACGAGGCGGAGACGUACGACCUCCCCGUGUCAGAGCUCGCUCUGACCCCAAGAAGAGGCGGGCCGAAGAACCUUCCCAUUGUCGAGUAUUUCGUCGACGAUGAUGAGCCCGACAUGAAAGAGAACAAGCACAAACCUAGGCUGGUCGUGCUAGGCACGGGCUGGGGCAGCGUGGCUGUCCUGAAGCAGCUGAAUCCCAGCGACUACCACGUAACGGUCAUAUCGCCGUCGAAUCACUUCCUGUUCACUCCCAUGCUGCCCUCCGCCACCGUGGGCACGCUGGAGCUGCGGUCACUGAUCGAGCCUGUGCGCAAGAUUGUCAAAAGCGUGCAUGGCCACUUCCUGAAGUGCAUGGCCGAGGACGUGGAGUUUUCAGAAAAGCUCGUCGAGGUAUCUGCGAUUGGAGACGAUGGAAAGAAGCAGCAUUUCUACGUCCCGUACGACAAGCUUGUAGUCGGCGUCGGUUCCGUCACCAAUCCCCAUGGCGUCAAGGGCCUCGAGCACUGCCACUUUCUCAAGGACAUCAGCGAUGCUCGCUUGAUCCGAAACCGGGUUGUUCAAAACUUGGAGAACGCUUGCCUGCCAACAACGAGUGACGAGGAGCGAAGACGCCUCCUGUCGUUCGUGGUUUGCGGUGGAGGACCUACUGGAGUUGAGUUCGCUGCUGAGCUGUUCGACAUGCUCAACGAGGACCUGUGCAAGUACUUCCCCCGAAUUCUGCGCAACGAGAUUUCCGUCCACGUCAUCCAGUCCCGCAGCCACAUCUUGAAUACCUACGAAGCCGCUCUGUCUGAAUACGCCGAGAAGCGCUUUGCCCACGAUGCGGUAGAUGUACAGACCAACUCUCGCGUCAAAGAGGUAUUCCCCGACAAGAUCAUAUACUCCCAAAGGGAUGAAGACGGCAAGAUCAUCACCAAGGAGAUACCCAUGGGCUUCUGUCUCUGGUCCACCGGUGUUGCCCAGACCGACUUUUGCAAAAAGCUGGCUAGCAAGCUCGAAGGACAGAACAACAAGCAUGCACUCGAGACCGACCCGCAUCUCCGUCUAGUUGGCGCUCCCCUGGGCGACGUCUAUGCUCUUGGCGACUGCGCGACCGUUCAAAACAAUGUCAGUGAUAACAUCAUCAGCUUCCUUCGCACAACCGCCUGGGAGAAAGGUAAGGACCCGGAGAAGCUGCAAAUCUCAUACAGCGACUGGCGCACCAUUGGCAAGCGCGUCCGCCAGCGCUUCCCUCAGGCCGCAGACCACCUCCGUCGCCUCGACAAGCUCUUCGCGGAAUAUGACAAGGACUCCAGCGGCACACUCGACUUCGGUGAGCUCAGAGAGCUCCUUUUGCAGAUCGACAGCAAGCUCACCUCUUUGCCGGCAACAGCCCAGCGCGCACAUCAGCAGGGCCAGUACCUCGGUCGCAAGUUGAACAAGAUUGCGCAGGCGGCGCCCGGCAUGCAGCUCAACGAGAUGGACUAUGGCGACUUAGACGAGGCUGUGUACAAGGCCUUCGAGUAUAAGCAUUUAGGUAGUCUGGCAUACAUUGGCAAUGCUGCGAUCUUUGACAUCAACGGUUACGGAAUGAGCGGAGGCCUGUUGGCCGUAUACCUGUGGAGAGGUGUGUACUUUGCGCAGAGCGUGAGUUUCAGGACAAGGUUUCUGCUGGCGAUGGACUGGACAAAACGGGCCAUCUUUGGACGAGAUCUCAUGAACUUCUAAGAGAAGAACCCUUAGGGUCAAUCCGGGAUUGUACAAUGUUUCCAUCUGGGCGGUCUUCCUGGCGUGAGCGCCCUACUUAGAUUUCGAGGGUGCCUGUAUAUCCGUUGUACGAGGCGUUUAGAAUAGCGUUCCCUAUGUCAUCAACUUGUUAAUGACCCUUCACCUUCCCCC